AUUCCCGUAUGUUGGAUUCCUUUAUUCCUAUCGCUAUUGCUUGAACUGACUUGAACACAAUAUGCAAUCUAAUGUUUUUUUUAGUGUCACGCAUGAUCACGCAUAAGUUCCUCUUUUGACAUCACGCGACUCAUACUUGAUCACGAUAAACGUGUAAUACCGAAAAAUGAAGACUGACAGAAAUUGGCCUCACCGCAAACUAAAAUGUGCGAGUCAGGCGGAAAUAUUACGAUCGCAUCAACGGGAUGAUGAUUUUAUUAAAUUCUUGCGGGAGAAGCUGUCCGAUAUAUCACAGAAUUUCGGAAUGCACAGGACAUUGCUUCAAUACAUUCGGUCUGACAUUCCAUUCAAGUUAUUAUACUUUAUUUUCACAUCGGGUAUGAGCAAUCAAACGUUGGGCGAGGAAUAUACCGGCAUAGUACAGGCUAAUUUAGAGCAACGCAGAGUACCAACGUUAACUGUGAGAAUAUUAGCUGCGAUUUUAGAAUGUUGUGGUGAGAGGACAUUGCUCAAAUUGCUACAACAGUUACAAACAUACGUGAAUCAUCCACGUAGCGAGUUGACUCCAGCAGCAAUAACAUUUUUAAAUACUUUACUAUCCAAGUUACGCACAUUGAUACCUAUAAUUAUAUUGUUCCACAAAGGGAUAUUUUACUUUUACGGUAGAUACUACAGCCUGGGUAGGAGAAUUGCUGGAUUAGAUUAUACAAAGGUAUAUGGACCUCGACCAAAGGAUACUGUUAGCUGGGGAUUAAGAUUAUUAGGAGUUGCUACUAUAAUUCAAUGUCUAUUGAGAAUUUGGCAGAGUGAUACAGCACAAAAUAGUACUGAUGUAAAUAUGUCUAAUGCUAAGGGCAUUAAUCACAAUUGUCAAUUGUGUCUAGAAGCAGCAGCAACAACUGCGACACUAUGUGGUCAUCUAUUCUGCUGGAGCUGUCUUAGCGAAUGGUUACGUGUUAAACCACAAUGUCCAUACUGUAGAGAAUACGUACCACCGUCGAGAAUUGUCCACUUGAUGAAUUUAUAAUUUUCUGUGAUA
Molecule: messenger RNA, 1039 nt
Organism: Trachymyrmex septentrionalis
Lineage: Eukaryota; Metazoa; Arthropoda; Insecta; Hymenoptera; Formicidae
Gene: Pex10
Product: peroxisome biogenesis factor 10
Exons: 3
Coding region: 167-1027 (286 amino acids)
Biological process (GO): protein import into peroxisome matrix
Cellular component (GO): peroxisomal membrane
Molecular function (GO): zinc ion binding
Source: RefSeq, a predicted model, not a curated record